CCACUGUAUCCACCCAUCAUCCACAGAUUCACAGGAAGCAGUCUUGCGCCGCACUUUUGUCCACGAGUCACCCAUGGCAAUGGCCAUAAGAUGAGCUGAGAGCCAAACUCCCAGCUCUCUCUCCAUCCCUUUCUCUUCCCGACAAGCACAGGGCUCGUCUUUCUCUUUCUCACUCCUCUUUUUUCCUCAAGCCAUUCUCUCUCCCCCGGCUUCUCUUGUCCUUGCGGUGAUGGACCAAGAAACCUCACGGGAACCCCAACCCUUGAGCCGUCCAGUGCCGCAUUAGUGGGUUCCAUCCCUCUUUGGAUCGCUUCUCGCGAUCGCAUUGCCUGCGUUUCUUUAUUUUGUCCGUGUUGAUUGGUUCUUGAUUCUUGGAGGAGGCGUGCGGCGGCAGCGUUUUUAUUGGUCGGAGUAGAUAUUUCAGUUUGAGGAGGAAUGGUGGGCGGCGGAGAGCAGUCGGCGAUCGACCCCGAGGCCGAGGACCUCGAGCGCGGCGAGCGGCGGCGCGAUGCGGGUGAGUUCGCGGAGGCCGGCGACGAGGAGGAGGACGAGGAAAGCAGCCAAUACUUCUCGGACGCGGAGGACCGGUCGUGGCCAUCGCACUCGCGCCACAACUCCGCCGCCUACGAGGACUACAUCUCACCGUGCGCGUCGGCCCGCGCGAGCUCCGUUGACGCCGACGCCGACGCCGACGGCGAGGCCGCCGGGGAGCACUGCAGGAAGUCGUCCUGCGUGUCGGAGUGCUCGCUGGACGACGUCGACCUGGAAGCCGGGCUGGCCGAGAUCAUAAAGGCCAGCCCCGAGAAGGCCGAGCAGAACUGCCGCAUUUGCCACCUCGGCCUCGAGAGCGCGGCGGCCGAGUCCGGCGUCGGCAUAACGCUCGGCUGCUCCUGCAAGGGCGACCUGUCCUACGCCCACAAGCAGUGCGCCGACACCUGGUUCAAGAUCAGGGGCAACAAAAUCUGUGAAAUAUGUAGCUCAACUGCAUGCAAUGUUUUUAGCGACCCGGAGUUCAGUGACCAGUGGAGUGAAACAAACAACAUAGCUGCUGUGCAAGCACCACCAGCUGAAACUCGGAGGUUUUGGCAAGGGCAUCGGUUCCUCAACUUCCUUCUUGCUUGCAUGUUGUUUGCCUUUGUCAUCUCUUGGCUCUUUCACUUCAACGUCCCGGGCUGAGUUUUGAGCGCACAUGGUCCUCAAUAAAAGCUCCAAAGUUGUUACUCCAAACAUGUGGGUAAGAUCUAGCAAAUCUGAAGAACAGACUGGUGAAGUAAAGUUGGAAAUGGUAUAAAAGAAGUACAUGGUGGUCGCAUGAUGAUCUUGCAUUUGUCUGUUGUGAAUGCUUUUCCUUUGGCAAAGAUUAAAGAUGAUGAUCCCGUAAGAAAGGAAACUCGAGGAGCAUUUUCUGCCUGCUCCGAAAAUUGAUUGAGGUGAAAGCAGAGAAUGGACGAUCUGUUCCUCGAAAGUUAAUGUUAUGAUGGCUUGAAGAUCAGGGUUGUUUUAGUCUAGUCGUUUUCUUGCUUUCCAACCAUUUACCAUUUUGCCUGCUGAUUUGGUGUGAUUGUGUGCAGGUUCCUUUAUGCGUAUCCUCUGUUCAAAUGAUUAUGAUCCUGUUAAGGGUCAGCGGAUUAUUGUCCUUAGUAAGAGAAAAUUUACUGUCAAGUGAUUGCUGAAGCAUGUUGCUGAAACGAAUAAAGAUAAUACUGCGAAAUGCUUGAGCUUUUGUGCACAUAGAA
Phragmites australis (common reed) is the source of this 1736-nucleotide messenger RNA. RefSeq lists its product as uncharacterized. The record is from RefSeq and is a predicted model, not a curated record. Lineage: Eukaryota; Viridiplantae; Streptophyta; Magnoliopsida; Poales; Poaceae. The coding region runs from base 436 to 1176 and encodes 246 amino acids. Gene Ontology annotation, molecular function: zinc ion binding. The transcript has 3 exons.